AUGGCCAGCACAGCAAGAGCAGCACGCCUCUAUGUAGGCAACCUCCCCUGGACUGUAGGUCAUCGUCAACUGAAAGAAUAUUUUUCCCAGUUUGGUCCUGUGCAGAGUGCUAGGGUAGUGUUUGACCGUUCCACUGGUCUGAGUAAGGGGUACGGGUUUAUUGAGUUUGCCAGUUCUUCGGAUGCUGCAGAUGCUACCAACAAACAAGUGCACACUUUAGAAGGACUAAAUUUGACAGUCCAAGCUCAAAAUAGUUAG
Messenger RNA from Arctia plantaginis, 258 nucleotides. The record is from the annotation of a GenBank genome assembly. NCBI's taxonomy places the organism in Eukaryota, Metazoa, Arthropoda, Insecta, Lepidoptera, Erebidae.